AUCAUUAAUAUUGUUUGUAAAAUCAUUUUUUUUAAGAAAUGGAUUAAUAAGCGAAGAUUUUAUAAGGAAGAUUGAUUUAAAUAAGACACGUGGCUACAAAAUAAUAUUUGAAAGGAACAAUUCAUUUAGUAAUUGAAAAAACUAUGUUUAAAAAAAAAGAACUAGAUUAAUACUAUUUGGGAACCACUCCUAAAGAGGAUGACUUCUACACUUACUUUAUUCUUCAAAAAUAUUAACCCACUGAAAAUGAUUUAAGAUUAGGGGAUGUUGUGGCGAUACAAAAUUAUGGAUAGCAAUAGUUUGUUAAUUUAAAUGCAUAAAAGAAAUCAGAAGUCACCCAAUAAUGUUAUGCUUAUUUAGAUGAAGAAAAACAUUAUUUUGUGAUUAGACCAGAAAAAGAUAUAUUUUUGAAUAAUUAAAACGCUAUAGAUAAUUCCAUUGAUAAAAAAUAUGUUAGAAUUACAUCUAUUGAUAAUGGAUAUAGUUUGCAUUCCCAUCUUAGAACUUAUAAAACUGAAAGUGUGUCACAAUAUAAUGAAGUGACAGGAUAUAAAAAUUGCGAUGAAAACGAUUUAUGGGAACUUCUACCUGUUCAUGAAAACUUAACAAAGGGUUUUUAACCCCAAGCUUAAACUUUGGAACCAAUUCAAAUAAACUAUGGGAGCACAAUCAUAAUUAGAAACUUUUGGACUGGUUGGACUUUGCAUUCUCAUAAAACAUGUUAUAAAUCAACAAAGGCUUAGGAAAUCUCUCUCUACAGUUAUCCAAGAGAUGAAAAUGAUUUUUGGAUAAUUUAAAAACUCAACCAAGAAGACAAAGCUGAUAGAGCAUUAAGAAAAAAUCAUGAAAUUUGGAUUCAACAUAAUAUAACUAAAAGGUUUCUUUCAUGUGCUAAUGUUUUAUCAUACUCACAAUCAGGAUAUUAAGCGUGUGGAUUGGAAGGUAAACCUAUGACAGGCUUACUGUUACAAGAAUUUGAAAAUUCCCCAUUACGAAUGAAUUAACCAUUUGUAAUUAAGCAUCUUACAAAAGACCUGUACUUAUCAUAAUCGAAGUUUUAAACAGAGAGCAAAAUUGGAUCUCAAUAAGAGGCUGUUUUUGUUGAAUAAUUUAAUGGUCUCUGUUUAUGGAUAAUAGAAUUAUAAAAGUGA
Molecule: messenger RNA, 1151 nt
Organism: Paramecium tetraurelia
Lineage: Eukaryota; Ciliophora; Oligohymenophorea; Peniculida; Parameciidae
Exons: 3
Source: RefSeq, a predicted model, not a curated record